CAGUGUAGAGAAAAGCACCCGUCGAGCGGCAUGAACAUCUUAGUAGAUGCAAUGUUUAUUUAAACAACUCAAUUCAGAAUGUAUUUUGUUCCUUAAGAUUGACUUAAUAUAUUUGAUAGUGUCAAGGCCCAUUUUAUCGUGAGAUUUAAACCAGUACGUUACUGAGGUUUAAGAAAAAUGUCAACACUGGUACUGGACAAUGGUGCCUACUUAGCUAAAAUCGGGUACAGCCAUGAGAAAGUCGGUGUUAUUCCAAAUUGUCAAUUCCGUUCGAAGACCUCCAGGCUGAAAACUUUCACCGCCAAUCAGUUGGAUGAAAUCAAAGACCCGUCUGGGCUCUUCUAUAUCCUGCCGUUUCAAAAGGGGUAUCUUGUAAAUUGGGAUGUGCAGCGCAAAGUUUGGGAUCACCUGUUUGGAAAGGAAAUGUUUAAGGUGGACUUUGCUGAUACCAACAUCGUUAUAACAGAACCAUAUUUUAACUUCACCUCAAUUCAAGAGACGAUGAAUGAGAUUCUAUUUGAGGAAUACCAGUUCCAGGCAGCCCUCAGAAUUAAUGCUGGAUCUUUGAGUGCACAUCGAUACUUCCAUGAGAAUAACUCAGAGCUGUGUUGCAUUGUGGUGGACAGUGGCUUCUCCUUCACACACAUUGUCCCAUAUUGCAGGGGAAGGAAAAUGAAGGAGGGCAUCUGCAGGAUUAAUGUUGGAGGAAAGCUGCUCACCAACCAUUUGAAGGAGAUCAUUUCAUACAGGCAGCUACAUGUUAUGGAUGAGACCCAUGUGAUCAAUCAGGUCAAGGAAGAUGUGUGCUACGUAUCACAAGAUUUCUAUAAGGACAUGGAUAUUGCACUAUUGAAAGGAGAAGAUAACACUGUGAUGAGGGACUACGUACUGCCAGACUUCAGCUCCAUCAAAAAGGGAUUUUGUAAGCCACGAGAGGAGAUGAAUUUCACAGGAAAAUAUAAGACGGGGGAGCAGAUUUUGCGUCUAACCAAUGAAAGGUUUGCUGUCCCAGAGAUGCUCUUUCACCCCUCUGACAUCGGCAUUCAGGAGAUGGGCAUACCAGAGGCUUUGGUCAACUCCAUUAACAACAUGCCAGAAGAGAUGCAGCCCCACUUCUACAAGAACAUUGUUCUUACUGGUGGCAACUCCUUGUUCCCGGGAUUCAGGGAUCGUGUUUACAAAGAAGUCCGUGCACUCGCUCCCGUAGAGUAUCAAGUUUCUGUCAUGCUACCACAAAAUCCCAUUUGCUAUCCAUGGGAAGGAGGAAAGCUAUUGGCAGAAAACCCUGACUUUGAAGAGAUGGUGGUCACUCGAGACGACUACGAUGAAAAUGGCCAUUAUGUAUGUGAGGAGAAGUUUGAUAUUUAAUCUGCUAAUAAAUGCUGUCAAUGGCCAAAGAAAUGGAAUAAACACUGCUCAUACUACUUGUUGUAGGACAAGUAGUCAUCACAUUGCUUAAAAUCCUGUCAACAACUGACUGAUUCAUAUUAAUACUUGGUGUUUAGCAAGAGGCAUCCGAUCUUUGAAAAAUUCUGUUUGAAUGUGAUAACUUUGUGUCCUUUUUUAUUUUUUUUAAACUUGUCUCUUUUGUUGCAUAUAUUGUACAUUUAUACAAUAAAACUGGAGGAAUAAAAGUACUUUUU
Xyrauchen texanus (razorback sucker) is the source of this 1643-nucleotide messenger RNA. It is a transcript of the gene actr6, whose product is annotated as actin related protein 6. Gene Ontology annotation, molecular function: nucleosome binding. The transcript has 11 exons. The record is from RefSeq and is a predicted model, not a curated record. Gene Ontology annotation, cellular component: Swr1 complex. Bases 178 to 1368 code for a protein of 396 amino acids. NCBI's taxonomy places the organism in Eukaryota, Metazoa, Chordata, Actinopteri, Cypriniformes, Catostomidae.